AUGGGGAAGCUGAUUCGCCUCGAGCUCUUUAAUUUCAAGUCCUACAAGGGUCACCACACGCUGCUCUUCGGCGAUGCGUACUUCACCUCAAUCAUCGGCCCCAAUGGGUCGGGCAAGUCUAACUCAAUGGACGCGAUCUCGUUCGUCCUCGGAAUCAAGUCAUCCCAUUUGCGGUCAACCCACCUUCGCGACCUAGUCUACCGUGGCCGUGUUCUACGCACUGCAAAGAUCAAUGACGACGGCUCGGCUUCCAAGGAUCCGGCCGCAGGACAGUCGGAGGGGCAAAACGGUGAUGUUGCGGAUGAGCCCGCUGAGAGAAAUGACCCCAAAUCUGCGUGGGUAAUGGCCGUUUAUGAAGACGAUGCUGGCGAGGAACAGCAAUGGAAACGCUCCAUCACGAGUCAGGGUGUCAGUGAAUACCGCAUCAACAACCGUGUGGUUACAGCUCAACAGUACAAUGACGCACUGGAAGCUGAAAACAUAUUGAUUAAAGCCCGCAACUUCCUUGUCUUUCAGGGUGAUGUUGAGUCUAUUGCUUCUCAGUCUCCCAAAGACCUUACGCGCCUGAUCGAACAAAUUUCUGGAAGUCUGGAGAGUAAAGCGGACUAUGAGAGACUGAAGGCGGAGCAAGAAGAGGCUGCCGAGCACCUCAACUUCCAACUCAACCGUCGCCGUGGUAUCAACUCAGAGAUCAAACAAUACCAGGAACAAAAACGGGAAGCCGAGACGUAUGCCCGGAAAGCUGAGGAACGUGACCAGGCCAUCAUCACUCACAUCCUCUGGAAACUGUUCCACUUCCAGCGCUUGAUUGUAGAGUCAAGUGCAGAGAUUCAGAAAUAUCAAGAUGAGCUAAAAGAGUUUCGUCGGGGUGUUGAAAAAUACGAAAAAAAUCUCGAGGAUGCUAAGGUUGAGCACGCUCGAGUCGGUAGAGAUGUGUCCAGAGCUGAAAAGGGGAUCAAAUUGAAAGAAAAGGAAAUUGAGGAGGCAACAAACUCUCUUGUCCCUGUUAACGAAAAGAUAGAGAUUACUGGCAAAAAGGUGGCCAAGUAUGCUGCCCGGGUAGAUGAAGUGUCCAAGGAAGCGCUCGCGCAGUCGAAGACGGUGAAGCAGCUUGAAAAGGACCUCAAAAUCGUCGAGAAGGCUCAGGGCCAGUGGGAGAACGAGUGGAAACAAACCAUUGCCGUCAAAGGAAUCCAGUUAACUGAUGCUGAUAUGCAGGAGUACAGCAGACUCAAGGAAGAGGUCAGCAAGCGCUCAUCAAGCACACAGCUCAAAUUGGAUAACUUGAAACGCCAGAGAAAGGCCGACGCAGAGGCAGUUAACAACAUGAAAAGCAACCUUGAGAGCGUGGAGUGGCAGGCAAAGAACUUGCAGACUGACAUGGACCAUAUACUUGAACGCAAGUCCGUUAUAGCCGCAACCAUCAAGUCUACGACCAAGGAAAUAGAUGCUACCAAGAAGGAACUUAAUAGUCUUACCUCUGAGCGUCUACGUGUUGCCCAGAUGCGAACAGAACUUGAGGAAAAGCUCCAGGUCACCUUGAAGAAACUGCUAGAAGCAGAUGAUGGACGACAGCAGAGUGAAAAGGAGCAGCGCACUAAAGAGAUGAUUGCCACUUUAAAACGCAUCUUCCCUGGUGUCAAGGGCCGUAUCAGCGAACUAUGCCAGCCUAAGCAGAAGAAAUAUGCUGAAGCAGUGAGCACGGUGCUAGGACGUCAUUUUGAUGCAAUUGUUGUCGACAACGAGAAGACCGCAAAGGAAUGUAUCCAGCACCUCCGUGAUCAGCGCGCAGGUCAGGCUACGUUUAUCCCUCUUGAGACCAUACAAGUCAAGCCACUCAACUCUAACUUGAAAGGCAUGCACCGUGCCAUGCGUCCGGCAAUUGAAACAGUUGAUUUCGAUAGCUCUGUCUCCCGAGCCAUCACGUAUGCUUGCGGGAAUUCCAUAGUUUGUGAUGACCUAGCAACUGCAAAAUACCUGUGCUACGAGAAGGGCGUAGAGGCAAAGGCUGUGACGUUGGAUGGUACCGUUAUCCAUAAGGGAGGCUUGAUGACUGGUGGUCGCGGCCCAGGCCAACGCAAUGCCAAACGGUGGGAGGAUACAGAAGUCGCCAACCUCAAUAAACUGAAGGACAAGCUGAUGGCGGAUUUGGCCAAUCUCCCCAAGGCUCAUCGUAGAGGAUCCGAAGAAGAGUCUCUUCAGGGCCAACUCACCGGUUUAGAACAGCGCCUUGCAUACUCCAAGGAUGAGCUGAGCGCCCUCGAAAAGAAUCUAGAGAGCAAGUCAAGUGAAGUUGACUUUGCCAAACGCCAGAUGAAGAGCGUCCAGCCCAAGUAUCGCGAAAAGUCAGCUUUGCUUGAAAGUCUCGAUCAAUCAAUUGAAGAUAUCCAAAGCUCUGUCACCGAAGUUGAAGAUAAAGUCUACCGUGACUUCUGCAAAAGGCUGGGGUAUAAGAAUAUCCAGGAGUAUGAUGCCCAACAGGGUUCUCUUCAGGAAGAGGCCGCUGAGAAGAAGCUACAGUUUACCACUCAGAAGACAAAGAUUGAGAACCAACUUAGCUUUGAAAAGCAGAGGCUCCAGGCCACUGAAAUACGAAUCGAUAGCCUCAGGACACAGUCACAAAAGGACGAGUCCAUGAUUGCUGAACUUGAGGCCGAGCGCGGAUCCAUCCAGGAGCGACUUGAUGAGCUCAAUGAAGAAUUGGCGUCCUUGAACGAUAAACUUCAAGACCAGCAAAAUCUAUUCUCUGAAUCUUCCGAAAACCUCGCGCAGCAACGACGGGAGCUCCAGCGACGUAGCAAAAAUGUGGAAGCUGCCCUGAAGACCAUCAGUGGACUAGAAGCCGAUGUGCAGCGUCAUUCUUCUGGUAGAUACACACUUAUAAGACGUUGCAAAUUGGAAGAUAUCAAUAUACCCCUGACAGCGGACUCGGAACCAUUGGAUAAACUGCCUAUCGAUGAGCUGGUCCAGCCUGAUCCUGACGCCAUGGAAAUCGACGAAGAUUCAAAUAACGUCGUUUCACAAAAUCAUUUCGUACAAGACUUCGGUAUAGAAGUUGAUUUCUCGUCCCUGGGUGAUUCCCUGAAGGAGGAAUCCGAUGACAAACUUGAAGAGGAGCUUCAAGAGCGCGUGAGGUCACUUAAUAAUGAGCUGGACAAAAUGGCGCCCAACAUGCGUGCCAUUGAACGUCUCGAAGGCGUCGAGAGUAAACUGCGGACUAUCGAGAAGGACUUUGAAGAUUCCCGCAAACGCGCCAGAAAAGCCAAAGAUGACUUUGAAGAAGUCAUGCAGCGACGAUCUGAGCUGUUCAACAAGGCAUUCACUCAUAUCUCUGAACAGAUAGAGCCGAUAUAUCGUGAUCUUACUCGGACGGAGAGCUAUCCAAUGGGCGGAAAAGCAUACCUGGAUAUUGAAGAUUCUGAAGAGCCUUAUCUCGAUGGCAUCAAAUACCAUGCAAUGCCGCCGCUGAAACGAUUCCGCGACAUGGAGCAUCUCUCUGGAGGAGAAAAAACGAUGGCCGCGCUAGCCCUACUUUUCGCUAUUCAUUCUUACCAGCCUUCUCCAUUCUUCGUUCUCGACGAAGUAGAUGCCGCUCUUGAUAACGCUAACGUGUCCAGAAUUGCAAACUACAUUCGUGACCAUGCUGCGCCUGGAAUGCAAUUUAUCGUCAUCAGUCUGAAAACAGGCUUGUUCCAGGUUAGCGAGGCCCUAGUCGGUAUUUAUAGAGAUCAGGCUGCGAAUAGUAGUAAGGCAUUGACUCUGGAUGUGAGUUUGGUUAUUUCCCCUGACUAUGAAAGUCCAUGUCUAACCCUUUAUAGCUACGCAAAUACCGGUGAUCCCAAACGGCAUAGCUUUCCGCGACCCUGUUAG
This is a messenger RNA of Nannizzia gypsea CBS 118893, 3870 nucleotides long. Its product is annotated as chromosomes protein 1 structural maintenance. The record is from RefSeq and is a predicted model, not a curated record. The transcript is spliced from 5 exons. Gene Ontology annotation, biological process: sister chromatid cohesion. Lineage: Eukaryota; Fungi; Ascomycota; Eurotiomycetes; Onygenales; Arthrodermataceae. Bases 1 to 3870 code for a protein of 1289 amino acids. Gene Ontology annotation, cellular component: chromosome; nucleus; cohesin complex. Gene Ontology annotation, molecular function: ATP hydrolysis activity; ATP binding; protein binding.